This is a messenger RNA of Arabidopsis arenosa, 882 nucleotides long. The record is from the annotation of a GenBank genome assembly. Lineage: Eukaryota; Viridiplantae; Streptophyta; Magnoliopsida; Brassicales; Brassicaceae.
CUUCAUAGAAUCCAGCCGGAAUCAAGGUGAUGAUGCCAAAAAUCUGGAAGAUGGAAGGAAGAAUUACAAGUCGUAUCAAUGAAGAUGGUACUGUUCAGUUCUUCUUCAAACAUGAACAUCAACUUCUCACUGUUUUGGAAAAAGAGCCAUGGACCUACAAAGACUGGUUGGUGAAUGAUAAUCUGAUUAAUGAAGUUGGAGGAGUAUUGGGACAUGUAGAUGAGGUUCAUCUUCAGCAACCCACUACCGAAAAAACUGGAGAAGUAUGGGUUCGUGUUCCUAUUGAUGUUACAGGGCGUUUAAUCUUUGCUAGAUACUUCACCUUUGAAGAUUUCGGAGAGCCCAUUCUUAUAAGCUAUAUCUACGACAAGCUGCGAAAGUUUUGCUCAACCUGUGGUAGCCUUACUCACCUAGCUGCAAACUGUAAUACACAAAUCCCCGAAGCAGCCCAUCUACAACUUCCAGCUCAUAUUCCAGAACCAAUUAUUGAAGACAACUUGCGCAAUGAAAACCAAUCAGAAGCUAGACCAGCUACUGAAGUAGCAGAUGAUACGAUGGGAGAAACUGUAGGAUCAUACCUGAAUAUGGAGAUAUCGAAAAACCAGGGAAACAAUGAUUUUCGUGGGGAAUUCAUGGAUUUUAUGCAUCCAGGGGAUGUUCAAGACAAAACCAAUGAGACUUUUGCAGUUAGAGAAGUCGGUUCAGCCUCAAUUCCAUUGCAGACACGAGGAACUAGAAGGAAGACUAUACCCACAACUGACGCAGAUGAGACUUCUACUUCUAACAAAAGAGCACAGGCUCGUCCUUCAACUCAGGCUAAAGGGGAGGUGGAAACCCCAAAGCCACCACAGCCAGAAUGAGAAUACUUCAUUGGAAUUGUCA